Messenger RNA from Serinus canaria (Common canary), 2808 nucleotides. It is a transcript of the gene KLF10, whose product is annotated as KLF transcription factor 10. Gene Ontology annotation, molecular function: DNA-binding transcription factor activity, RNA polymerase II-specific; RNA polymerase II cis-regulatory region sequence-specific DNA binding. The coding region runs from base 128 to 1486 and encodes 452 amino acids. The transcript is spliced from 4 exons. Gene Ontology annotation, biological process: regulation of transcription by RNA polymerase II. Lineage: Eukaryota; Metazoa; Chordata; Aves; Passeriformes; Fringillidae. The record is from RefSeq and is a predicted model, not a curated record.
CCGCCCACCCCCCCGCGCGCGGGCCCGGGGGCGCUGCCGCUCGAGUGGGGAGCGGCGAACAAAAAGAGGAAAACCGGGAGAGCGGCAGCAGCACCUCCGGGUUGACUUGGCUCCUACGGAGUAAGAAAUGGAGAUGAUGACUGAAAAACAGAGAGAUAUGAAGUAUUUCUGGAACAAUACGCCUGAAAAAAGCGAUUAUGAGGCUGUAGAAGCCCUUAUUUCUAUGAGUUGCAACUGGAAAUCGGAUCUUAAGAAACAUGCAGAAAUGAGACCUAUAACUCCUGCAUCUGACAUGUCAGAAGAAAGUGACGAGGCUUUGCUUCCUGGAGCAGCAGACUUCAAUGCCAUACCAGCAUUUUGCCUGACCCCUCCCUACAGCCCUUCCGAUUUGGAGAUGUCGCAGGUGAUCCAUCCGCUCGGCAAGGCGCUGCCCGAGGCUGCCAAGCCUCCUCUGGCCACACCUCGGAGAGAAGCAGAGAGGUCGCCAGCAGCCAGGCCUCUGAAGGCUCGAGUGACAAGUGUCAUCCGCCACACGGCUGAUGCCCAGCUCUGUGAUCACACAACCUGCCCUGUGAGAACGGCCAGUGUGCUCAAGUACCAGGACAGUGCUUGGAGGGAAGCAAACAGGAAGCAGAACGCCAGAGAAGAGCACUCCGUGUGCUCUGCCGUGGCAGCCAGUGCUGAGACCAGCGAACUGUCAGAGGCAGAAGGAAGAACUGCAGAGCCAGCUGCUGGUCCCGUGCCCUUGACAAAGCCCUCGGUGAGCAAGGAGGAGUCUGUCCCUGAGCCAGCAGAGCAGCCAGCGGUGGCAGCACCGCUGUCCCCUGCCCAAGGCAGCGGAGCCCCCCCUGUGCCAGUGAUCUGCCAGAUGGUCCCGUUGCCCACAAACAACAAUGUUGUGGCGGCCGUGGUGCCCAGCACCGCGCCGAGCCAGCAGCCGGCUCUCUGUCAGCCCAUGGUCUUCAUGGGCACCCAGGUUCCCAAAGGUGCUGUCAUGUUUGUUGUGCCCCAGCCAGUUGUGCAGGGCACAAAGGCUCCCAUUGUUAGUCCAAAUGGCACAAGACUCUCUCCCAUUGCCCCCGCUCCUGGCUUUGUACCUUCUACAGCAAAAACCACUCCUCAGGCUGAUUCUUCAAGAAUAAGAAGUCACAUUUGCGGCUACCCAGGAUGUGGGAAAACGUACUUCAAGAGCUCCCAUUUGAAGGCUCAUGUCAGAACACAUACAGGAGAAAAGCCAUUCAGUUGCAGUUGGAAAGGCUGUGAGAGGAGGUUUGCUCGCUCUGAUGAACUGUCUCGGCACCGCAGGACGCACACCGGGGAGAAGAAGUUUGCCUGCCCGAUGUGCGAGCGGCGGUUCAUGCGGAGUGACCACCUCACGAAGCAUGCACGUCGCCACUUGUCGGCAAAGAAAUUACCGAACUGGCAGAUGGAGGUGAGCAAGCUCAAUGAUGGAGCCGUGCCGCCAGCGUCUGCCACCGCCCAGUGAAAGGACUUGAUCUGAAGACGGUGGAAUUAACUGUUGUUGCUGGGAUAGGCUGGCUGAAAAAAGGCUUUUUCUCCCGGUCUGUGGUUCUCCCGCACUGGCUGCUGACAGCAGUACAGAGAGGCAAAGGCAGCCUGCUCUCAGUCACAAAAAAUGUUGCUGGGAGAACUGGUGGCUGACUGGAAUAGCGGGUGUCUUUUGCACUUGUGAGGAGAGGAAGAAAGGAAAGGCUCUAGAGCGGAGCAGCCACAUUGUGCCAGUUUUGAAUUGUGCAAAUCACUUGUGUAUGCUCUAGAUCCAGUCCCAUGCAAGUGUUUCUGAGGGUUUGCUGCUAAUGCCUGAGACCAACUCCAGUUUUAGCUGUCACUUGUCCAUCUUCAGUAGGCGCAGACAAGGACAGCAGCAAUGUACGGGCACAGGCUUGAAAACCCAGAACCCACCUGCGUAAGAUAAUCUAAAUCUGUUUUGCUACUUCUGCCACCUUUGCUUGGUAGGAGUCUUUUUCUCCUAACCGUUCUCCAGCCCCAUCAUAAUUGAUGAUUUGGUGCCGGACUCCUGGAGAUUUUGGACAUCUCCUUCUGCAUGGGGUGGUUAACACACCCAGCUUUACACUGCUGUGUCCAGAGGGGCUUGGGAUGGGCAUGCAGGGGCAAUGCAUGGGCAGCCAAAGGGCAGGAACAUUUCUGAAUUGUUACUAGCUUUGUAAUGUUUUUCCAGCUGCUUUGGCAAGCUUUGUGGUUGUUACAGCUGGUUAUACCUGGGCAUCGCAUGAUGCUUCUGCUUUUGUGUUGCUUAUGGUUUCCUUUCCACCUUCUCACUGCGCUUGUCAUGAGCGGAUAAUGGGGCACCUUGGAGACAAACCUGGUAGCUGUAAACUACUCUGGUUGAUUUAAGAAGAAAACCAAGAAUCUUAGGCUUCUUGAUUGUGUUAUUCUUUGAAAGGCAGUUUAUGCUAAAAUUGAAAGGGAUAUAUUAUAUAUUGUAUUAAAAUACAAAGUUGUGAUUCAAAGAGUAAAACAAGGCAGCAAAGACACCGGCCUAGAAUUUAAACCAGCUUUUGUGACAAUGCAUCAAUUUUCACUAUUUGUAUUUUAUCAUAUUAUGUUGAGGACACAUAUCAGAAAAUGAAUGGUUUGAAAAUAGUGUAUUAGAUCUGCUUUUUGUGACUACUUUAAAGAUUUGCACAUUUCUUACAUUGUACUUUAUACUUUGUUUACAAUAAACUAAUUUUCUGUAAAUCGACCUCUUUUUUUUUUUAAUUCAUAGUGGAACUUACCCUUUGCAAGGAAAAUAACCUCAAAAUAAAAUUGUCCUGACCAAUGGAA